AUGGUACAGUUUGCUGAACUUACAAGGCUGUGUCACACAUUUUUGCAUGUAAAAAACCUUCAUUGGAUCGUUGUUGAUGACGUUGAUUUUCAGUCGGCAGAUCUUGAAGUAUUUCUGAGAAAAUGUGGAGUUCCUUUCACGUUGCUUUCGGAAAGGACCCCUCCAGAUCAAGUCCUUCCACCUGGUCAACCUAGGUGGCGAUAUCCACGAGGUGUUGUCCAACGUAAUCGUGGACUGCAAUGGCUUCGCGACAAUUUAAGACUCGGUGUUAAUAAGGGUGUUGUUUACAUAGCCGAUGAUGACAACACAUAUUCUCUUCGUCUUUUUGAUGAAAUCCGCACAACAAAACGCGUAUCAACAUGGCCUGUCGCCCUCGUUGGUCGGCUGCAAUGGGAAGGAUGUGUCACAAAGUCGGAUAAUCCAAAUGUAGUCGAUAAAAUGCAGGCCAUUUUCAAGCCUUGGCGAGAAUUCCCCAUUGACAUGGCUGGUUUUGCUGUCAAUUUGGAUCUUAUUCUCUCUCAUCCUGAUGCCAAUUUCUAUGCUAAUCCUGAGUUCUUUGGUACACUGGAAACUAAUUUCCUAAAGGAUCUUGGUCUCAAAAAUUUCACAGAACUUGAACCAAAAGCUGAUGGUUGUAAAAAAACGGUUCCUUAG
Rodentolepis nana is the source of this 654-nucleotide messenger RNA. NCBI's taxonomy places the organism in Eukaryota, Metazoa, Platyhelminthes, Cestoda, Cyclophyllidea, Hymenolepididae. The record is from the annotation of a GenBank genome assembly.